AUGGCCGCUCAAGAUGAGCUCUCAGAAGGCGGCAUGGCUGACCUCGUUCGGGCACUGGAGCUCAUCCACAACCCUUCGUCAACAAAUGACCUCCGCAGGCAAGCCCUGACCUUUGUGGAGUCUCAAAAAGAAAGCAAGCUAGCUGCUCGUAAUGGGUUCCUUCUGGCUUCACGGGUAGAAAACGCUCCCUUGGUCCGCUAUUUUGGCUUAACGCUCUUGGAUCAUGUACUGCGUCACACUUCUUUCACCGCCGCAGAUCAGGUGGCUAUCCUCAGAGACUUUGUUCUCAAGCUUGCUGAGUCUAUCCGGCCAGAGGAUCCGGCCUAUUACCGCAACAAGAUCCCGCAGUUAUGGGUAGAGAUUGCCAAGAGAAGCUGGGGCCUAGACUGGUUGGCUAUGGACGAGAUUCUUGUGCAGUUUUGGGGAGCCAGUCUUGUACACAAGGAACUUGUCCUUUCGAUUCUGGAAACAUUGUCAGAGGACAUAUUCUACCGCGAAGACACCGUCUCAUCCUUGCGAGGCACAGAUCUCAACAGAGCAUUAGUGGAGAUCUGCACACCACUGUCAGUCUUUGAGGAGAUCUAUCCAAAGCGCGAGCACCAUGUUGAGCUUCGGUGUGGGACCGAGGGAUGGCUCGCAAGGACAUGCGAGUUCCUUAUCUACUGUGUUGAGAACCUGCAAGCUUCCAUACAGGCCAGAGACGCAGCGCUCAAAGCUCUUGCAACACUGAAGUCCAUCUUAGUUUGGGCAAUCCCCAAGGCCAUCAUGUCCACAAAUUGUGUCUCGAGUAUCGUAAGGCCGCUUACCUGUAGUGAUGAGCAGGUGUUGUUGGCUGCGGUUGAAGCACUGCACGCUCUUUAUAGCAGGUCGAAUUUCGAAAUAGAAGACUUCCAGCCUCUCGUGCACUUGAUGUACGAAACAGAGUACUUGACUCUUCUACGGAAAUUGUACGAGUGGUCCAUUGUAGGACCCGACGACAUCGACGAUACUAGGUACACGAUCUCGAAAAAGCUAUCCGAGAUGCUCUCGUACCUUGCGGGGUUCCUUGAGGAGAAGGGCUUCUCUCUUGAGACCGCACAUGGCAUGAACCUCACUUUCUUUUUCCAUCUCCUGAUCAGUGUCAUCCAGAACCAAAGUUUGACCGUGUCGAUACCUGUCCUUCACGUAUGGUGCAAACUACUCGCGUCCGAGAGGAUCGGGAGCACCGAUCUGGUCACUGGAUUGAUUCCCGUUUUGCUUAGCAUAUGUACUGAGCGACUAAUCCGCUGGGAAUCGCUACCAGCGGAUUCUGAUAAUCCUACAGUAAUCUUUCUAAAUGAAGACAUUGAUACGGUCCCAGAACGGCAUGCUUUCGUUGGAAAUUACAGAAGAUAUUGCUCGUCCAUCAUCGAGACUAUUGUUCAGAAAAGACCACAAGAUGCUAUUCCACAUAUUCUCGCGGGAGUUGAUGCAAACUUGGACAAUCUCUACAAUGGGGUUGAGCCAUUUGACGUGAAAACGUUCUCCAAGAACUCUCUUUCAUUGAUGCGCGCCGACACUCAAUUCGCUGUAGUGGAAGCUACACUCAAGGGUUAUAACAAAUGGGUAUCAGGUCAUGGCAAAAUGCCCCAACAGGAUGACCCUAUUUUGAAACAGCGCAUCAUCAAGCUUAUCGUUGACAUCUCAUCCAGAGCUCUUGACAAGAAUCCCAGUUUUUCACUUAAAGUCCUUGAGCAUAUCCUUAUGACUCGUCUCCCUGACUUGGUUGAAUGCCCGGCUUACUCGGAAGCUGUGAAGGAACUACAUGGGCUGGCCAGCCAUGAACUCCGACGCCUGGCUAUGCGCUAUGCUGACUAUUUCUCUACGUUCUACGAUCUGCUUGAGCCGAAAAUUAAAGAAAUCACCAUGGCCAACCGGGUGGACGACAAACUCCACAUGGAGCACACCUCAAUCCUCCUAAUUAUCAUUAAUGCUCAUGCCUUCCACAAUCCGGCGAACUGGGGUGGCCUGCCUCAUGACAUGCGAGGGGUCGUCGAACGUAUCCUGACCGACCGGUUUUGGCAAGCAGGCAUAUCUACUGGCAGCCGCGACGAGUUCUAUGCCAAGAUUACUGCGUCGCGAUCUUCGCUCGAAGGGUUCGCUUCCUCCGUUCGAGGUAAGGUUCGGGCUGUCCGGGAAUCCUGCUACUCAAUGCUGUUCAGCAUGAGCAGAUUGAGGGAGCAUUUCUAUGGGUUUGCAGAACUUCCAGGUCCUCUUUCGCAAGCUCUCUUCAAGGACUCACCACACUUAUCCUCUCACCAAUUCUCUGUUCUCCUCAAUAUUUCCAGGUGCUUGAUCGACGAUUGCCCCGUCCGUUUCCGAGCACAGUUCCUUCCUCCUAUGUUGGCAACGCUCUUCACCAACAUUGACAGGAAAGUUACAGCGGAAUGGGACCUUAUUGAGCAACGCAAAGAGGGACUUGCGGACGGGGAUUUGACUGACGAAAUGAAGUCAGAAAGUAUCCUCCGCCAGUUGACUUAUUCCGCGGUGCUCAUGGUAGCAAGUCUUUUGGAUCCGCAGAGAGGUGAUCCGGACGACGAGCCAGCUGAGCCUAGCGCACCGCAGCCACCUCCAGCACUUUCCGACUCGAUUCGGCACUUUGUUCUUUCUUCGCCGGAAAUAUUUGAACCCGUCAUGCUCUUCUGUACACAUGCGCUUCGCAUGCGGGAUACGAGAUGCUGUAGCAUCAUCACUCGUGUUAUUCGAUCAAUCUUGCAGGACUUCGCACCUCCAAAUCACAGCCCGACUAUAGUCACGAUCCGCGAGUUCAUUUCCUCGGAAGUUCUCAAGGCCUGCAUUACAUCUGUGCAUGAGCCUUACUUUGUUGACAUGCAGAAAGACUUAGCCCAGCUGAUCGCCUCGAUUUGGGUUCUUUAUGGCUCGAGUAGCCCAACACCACGCUCGGUGAUUCUCAGCCUUCCUGGAAUGGAUGAACAACGGGUCGCAAGUACGGAGGCCGCACUUCUACGAUCAACGGCAGCGCGGCAGCAACGUGCGCUCGUGUUAGACCUUCUUGAAGGCCUCAGGGGAGUGAGUAUUGCAGAGCAAGGCAAGAUCUUGGGCUCCCGGGAAGAACGCCGCAAGGCACGCAGUGCCUUGCAAGAGAGAUAUAUGAGCAACGAGAUGGAAGGCCAACAAAUCAGCAAAGUUGACAUCAAUGACGGGCCUGAUUUGGGUGGUGUUGCCGACAUGUUUGGUUAG
Messenger RNA from Aspergillus fumigatus Af293, 3219 nucleotides. Lineage: Eukaryota; Fungi; Ascomycota; Eurotiomycetes; Eurotiales; Aspergillaceae. The record is from RefSeq and is a predicted model, not a curated record.